ACGACCUGGCCCGGCUGGAGUCCAGUUGGCCCGCCGCGGCCCCUGCCCGCCUCCCCGAUCGCCGCGGCUUACCUGCCCUCCGCCCACCCGCGGGCCCCGCGCCAACUUCCCCCGGCGCAGCUCGGGGGCGCACGGGCAGUGCUGGCCCUGUCCACCGUCCCGGAGGCACCCGCACGUCUCGGGACACCUGAGCUCGCGGGGCCGGUCGUCCCGAGGAGCCUCCGGUGAGGGGGCAGCAGAGCGCCCCGCGGGGUUCCCCCUCAGCCCCGCGCGCGCCCGCGCGCCCGGCCCUCCCGUCGCGUCCCCACCUUUCCCUCUCCCGGGAGGAGGAUGGGGCUGGAGACGCGGUGGCCCGCGAUGCUCGCGUGGCUGCUGGCUGCGGGGGUCGUGCUGUACGGGGAGCUGUGGCUCUGCGCGGGUCUCGAUUAUGAUUACACUUGGGAUGGCAACGAGGAGGACAAAACGGAGACUUUAGAUUACAAGGACCCGUGCAAAGCUGCUGUAUUUUGGGGCGAUAUUGCCUUAGACGAUGAAGACUUAAAUAUCUUUCAAAUAGAUAGGACGAUUGAUCUUACGCAGAACCCUUUUGGAAGAGCGGGACAUACAACAGGUGGGCUUGGAGACCAUGGUAUGUCAAAGAAACGAGGGGCCCUCUAUCAACUUAUAGACAGAAUAAGAAGAAUUGGCUCUGGCUUGGAGCAAAACAAUACAGUGAAGGCAAAAAUAUCUCUAAAAUUCUCAGGGCAGUAUGAGAAAAAUCGAGUUCCCAGAGCUGCUACAUCUCGAACUGAAAGAGUAUGGCCUGGAGGUGUGAUUCCUUAUGUCAUUGGAGGCAACUUCACUGGCAGCCAGCGAGCCAUGUUCAAGCAGGCCAUGAGGCAUUGGGAAAAGCACACAUGUGUGACAUUCAUUGAAAGGAGCGAUGAAGAGAGUUACAUUGUGUUCACCUAUAGGCCUUGUGGAUGUUGCUCCUAUGUAGGUCGGCGGGGAAAUGGACCUCAGGCCAUCUCCAUUGGAAAGAACUGUGAUAAAUUUGGAAUUGUUGUUCAUGAACUUGGUCAUGUGAUAGGCUUUUGGCAUGAACACACACGACCAGAUCGGGACAACCAUGUGACCAUCAUAAGAGAGAACAUCCAACCAGGUCAAGAGUAUAAUUUUCUGAAGAUGGAACCUGGAGAGGUGAACUCACUUGGGGAAAGAUAUGACUUUGACAGUAUCAUGCACUACGCCAGGAACACCUUCUCAAGGGGGAUGUUCCUGGACACGAUUCUCCCCUCCCGUGAUGAUAAUGGUAUACGUCCAGCCAUUGGUCAGCGAACACGUUUAAGCAAAGGAGAUAUUGCCCAGGCAAGAAAGCUGUAUAGAUGUCCAGCAUGUGGAGAAACCUUGCAAGAGUCCAGUGGAAAUCUUUCCUCGCCUGGCUUUCCCAAUGGCUACCCCUCCUACACACAUUGCAUCUGGCGCGUGUCUGUCACCCCUGGAGAGAAGAUUGUCUUGAAUUUUACCACAAUGGACCUGUACAAGAGUAGUUUGUGCUGGUAUGACUACAUUGAAGUGAGGGACGGAUACUGGAGGAAAUCAUCUCUCCUGGGUAGAUUCUGUGGGGACAAAGUGCCAGAAGUUCUGACUUCUACAGACAGCAGAAUGUGGAUUGAGUUUCGGAGCAGCAGUAACUGGGUAGGGAAAGGGUUUGCAGCAGUCUAUGAAGCGAUCUGUGGAGGUGAGAUACAUAAAAAUGAAGGGCAGAUCCAGUCUCCUAAUUACCCCGAUGACUACCGACCAAUGAAAGAAUGCGUGUGGAAAAUAGCCGUGGCUCAGGGCUACCAUGUCGGACUGAACUUCCAGGCCUUUGAGAUUGAAAGACAUGACAACUGUGCAUAUGACUACCUGGAAGUUCGAGAUGGGACCAGUGAAAAUAGCCCUUUGAUAGGGCGUUUCUGUGGCUAUGAUAAGCCUGAAGAUAUCAGAUCUACCUCCAACACACUAUGGAUGAAGUUCGUUUCGGAUGGAACUGUGAACAAGGCAGGGUUCGCUGCUAACUUCUUUAAAGAGGAAGAUGAGUGUGCCAAGCCUGACCGUGGAGGGUGUGAGCAGCGGUGUCUGAACACAUUGGGCAGUUACCAGUGUGCCUGUGAGCCUGGCUACGAGCUAGGGGCUGACAGAAGGAGCUGUGAAGCUGCUUGCGGAGGACUCCUCACCAAACUGAAUGGCACAAUAACCACCCCAGGCUGGCCUAAAGAGUACCCUCCAAACAAAAACUGUGUGUGGCAGGUGGUUGCACCUAUUCAGUACAGGAUUUCUGUGAAGUUCGAAUUUUUUGAAUUGGAAGGCAAUGAAGUUUGCAAAUACGAUUUUGUGGAGAUCUGGAGUGGACUUGCCUCUGAGUCUAAAUUGCAUGGGAAAUUCUGUGGUGCCGAAGUCCCGGAUGUGAUUACAUCUCAGUUCAACAACAUGAGGAUUGAAUUCAAAUCGGACAACACUGUAUCCAAGAAGGGUUUCAAGGCACAUUUUUUCUCAGACAAAGAUGAAUGUUCUAAGGAUAAUGGCGGAUGUCAGCACGAAUGUGUCAACACCAUGGGCAGUUAUAUGUGUCAGUGCCGGAAUGGAUUCGUGCUACAUGAGAACAAACACGACUGCAAAGAAGCUGAGUGUGAGCAGAAGAUCCACAGCCCCAGUGGCUUCAUUACCAGCCCUAACUGGCCAGACAAGUACCCAAGCAGGAAAGAAUGUACGUGGGAAAUCAGCACUAUUCCUGGCCACCGGAUCAAAUUAGUCUUUAGUGAGUUUGAGAUUGAGCAGCAUCAAGAAUGCGCCUAUGACCACUUAGAAGUAUUUGAUGGACUAACUGAAAAGUCACCAAUUCUUGGACGCCUGUGUGGCAACAAGAUCCCAGACCCCCUCAUGGCUACAGGAAAUCUAAUGUUUGUUCGGUUCAUUUCGGAUGCAUCUGUUCAGAGAAAGGGCUUUCAAGCCACGCAUUCCACAGAGUGUGGCGGCCGAUUGAAAGCAGAACCUAAACCCAAAGAUUUGUACUCUCAUGCGCAGUUUGGUGACAACAACUAUCCAGGACAGCUCGACUGUGAGUGGCUGUUAGUAUCAGAACAAGGCUCUCGGCUUGAAUUGUCUUUCCAGACUUUUGAAGUAGAAGAAGAAGCCGAUUGUGGAUAUGACUAUGUUGAACUCCUUGACGGUGUGGAUUCUACAGCGGUGGAGCUUGGUCGAUUCUGUGGAUCAGGGCCACCAGAAGAAAUCUAUUCAGUUGGGGAUACAGUUUUAAUUCAGUUUCAUACUGAUGACACCAUCAAUAAAAAAGGAUUUUAUAUAAGAUACAAAAGCAUAAGAUAUCCAGAAACUGUGCAUACCAAAAAAUAACACCAGAACCUCUGUUUGAAGAUACAGGAAUGUCCAAAUGAAGAGAAGACAUAUUUUUCUAAACUGAUGAUAUUAGCACAAAUCUUUUAUAUAAUGAAUUUGAAAAAAAAAGAAAACUGUAAGACUAGAAUUAUCUCUAUACUAAAAGAGAAACUUCCAUUUAAUCUUGAUCAGCAUUACGAGGGUAUUUGAACUCCAUGUGUGAUGGAGAGGCUCACGUGCUACCAGGAGAUUGGGAUCCAGCCUUUCCUCACAGCUUGAAACAGACUCUUCACAAUGCAGACAGUUCAGUUCAAGGGCCCAGACUCUGUGGCGUGUUCUUUGAUUCUAUAUCACGAUUUGGGGGGCCCACAGUCAUCUUGCAAGUCCAAAACUGGAAAACUCUCUUCUUUGUCUUAGCAUAAUUGCUUUGACUUUGUAGCUCAGAAACAAUGGAAACCAGAUGCGUAGUAGUUGGUGUGAAGUAGGAGUGUUUUCAAGGUGUUUGUGCUUUAAGUGUGUGUGUGUGUGUGUGUGUGUGUGUGUGAUGUUUGGAAACUGGAAUAUUUCAGCUUCAUCAUUUUCACUUGCAGGCCAGCUUAACCUCUUCAAAACAGAAAUGAUGUAGACCGCGCCCUUGUAAUUACACUUUGACAACACUGAGAUAUCAAUGGUGUGCUAAUGCAGAUACUUGCACUCUUAGCAUCAUUUAUUUAGUUAAUGGAUGAUGCCCUGGUAAACUUCUCUCUGUGGAAGUGUCACUUUUUUUCACACCAAAUCCAAGAAGCCUGGGAUGUCUUAUGAACCUUGUAAGAAAACACCUGCAAGGAGUAUGCAGGAUUCUCCCAAAUGAACUGCCUGUGUGGUUCCUAUCAAGUUGCUGCUGCUGCUGCUAUUGUCUUUCCUUUGUGGUUGAUCUGUUAUCGGUGUAGUUAUUAUUGUUGAUAUUGUCACAGUAUUUAGUGUAUUUAAAAAAGUUGAAAUGAAAUAGAAGCAGGCUUUGUGAGAAAUUAAAGAUUUCUUUCUUUUUUUCUCUCACUCUUUCUCUUUUCUCUGUUGUGUCUCCUCUUCAUGGAAGUCAGUUAUUUUUUUUAAUGCAAUGAUGGAAAAGGGGAUUUAUUUCUGAAAGAAUUCAAAUGGUGCUAUUCCAUACACAUCUUUUUUUUUUAAGAACAAGUUUUUGAUCUUUGAGCCAACCACCUGUAGACUAUGACUGUCUCUCUGUGUCCAGCUGGUAGCAUUUGAAGAUUGAGGACAUGCUAAAUUUAUCAGGAGGAGAUAAUUUCAAGAACAGCAUUGGCAUUGGUCCUCGGGGGCGGGGGAAGGAUGGGCUACUUGAUGCCUUAGAUUCUUGCACACUAUCCUCUAGAGACACAUAUUGAAGUAUUGGACCUAACAGUGUCUCAUCCAUGAGUCCUAUGCGAAAAAUUCACUUCCAUGACGGAGACAGUGGAUAUAAAUAUGGUGAUCUGUUCCUGUUUUAGUUGUAGAAAAAUGAAACUUUAUAAUGAGUCCCCUGCUUGGAAGUCAUGUGUGUUUUUAAUAUUAAUGUCUGUAUAUGUGUAUGGGCGAGUGAAGCACUAGAAAGUGGAAAGUAUUGGGGGAUGGGUGAAAAGUGUGAAUUUAUGUGCCAAGUCCUACUAGAAUCCUGUUUGAAAUAGCACCUUUCUUAGGUUUCAUGGACAAAUAAUAGGAACUUGUAAAUCUUCUCCAUCCCAGGAAAGAAAUGUUCUUGCCUUUAGAGAACCUAUAUUUUGAUACUUUUAGAUGUUCAUCUAGAUGGUUAUUGAAGUAACUUUGUUUCUCUUACCUGUUCAUGAACCUUUAGUAUUUCAUAAAAUUAGGUCUAUUUCUUUAUUUUUUACAAAGUUAAACUGUACACAGAUGUAGCUUAUUUGUUCUUAAACUUUUUAGUUGUUGUGCUCUGAGAAACCUUUUCCUUCACAUGAAUUGUAAAGUGUAAAUAACAUUUUUUUUAAAAAAAAAAAAAACACAGUGUUUCUGUCUCCUCGAAUGUCACUUUGGAAAUGUGUAACUGUCGCCUGCAAUGUACAUUUUAGUGGAGCUGACUUAUUCCAGUAAUUUCUAUUUUUUUUCUUCACUCAUCUCCAAUUGACCAUGAUAUGCCAAGGAAGGAAGAGAGAGACAAGACACAGGCAUUCAUCGAAGAAUCGCUGGGCCCUGCUAGGGGCUCUAGGCUAGGCAUGCGCAGUAGCGAUUUCUAAACUCCUUGUUGCCCUUUGAAGAUGGGGUUGAUGGUCUCAUUUUUGCAGUCCAGGAAGUGAGGCACAGAGAUACGUGGAACAUCCCAGAAGAUCAGUGUAAAAUUAGAGGUAGAAACCCAGCUUGUAUGAGUGCAAAAUUUGUGCUUGUUCUACAAAAUGUAGCGAUACCUUCUUGAGAUACAUAAGUGGUAGAUUUUCUUUUUAUGAUGAAACUUUUCUGUAUAAAGUCAAUUACAGGGUGAGACACACACAACACGUUUAGAAUAAACAUAUUCUUUUUAGGAAAAGCAUUAGGAUUAGAAUGUUGACUGUAGAUAUCUUUAAGAACCAGAAUUAGUACUAAACAGUAAAAUAAAAAUCCUAUAGUUUGGGGUUAAAAUGAGCCUUUUGUGAAAAUGAAUAUAUUAAAUUAUUUUACCUGGCAUGGUAGGGAAAAUUGUAGCUUUCUGUUUUAAAGAGUAGUCUGGACAUUCUGACUGAUACCAUAGGCAGCCAUCUUGACCUUUGUGUAACAUGACUGGGAAAUCACGAAAAGUUUUCAGAAGACUUACUGUCUGAACCUUAGGUCUCUGACGUGGACUCCGUGGAAUUAAUUUUUGUUGUAUCUUAUGUCAGAUAUUAGUUUUACUGUGUAUUAUUUUUAUAUUGAUUCAACAUUUGCCUUAAAUGUGUUGUUAAAUGAAAAUGCAGACAGCUUCAUCUGUUGUUUUGUUAAUAAUUGUUAGUCAUUGUUCUAGGCAUUUUAUUAAAUUAAUUUUGUAAAUUAUUUUCAACCCUUCAUCAGUAUAUUGGUUGUGUUUUAUAUUGCCAAACGUCUAAAUUUCAUACAGUUCUCUUGCUGUGCAUGUGCAAUGUAUGUACACACACACACACACACAUACACACACACACACACAGUUUUCCCUUCAUCUGAUCCUCUUAAAUUACUUUUCAAAUGUUAGCUUCAACAAGUA
This is a messenger RNA of Perognathus longimembris pacificus (Pacific pocket mouse), 6529 nucleotides long. RefSeq names its product tolloid like 1 (gene Tll1). The coding region runs from base 331 to 3372 and encodes 1013 amino acids. NCBI's taxonomy places the organism in Eukaryota, Metazoa, Chordata, Mammalia, Rodentia, Heteromyidae. The transcript is spliced from 21 exons. Gene Ontology annotation, molecular function: metalloendopeptidase activity; zinc ion binding; calcium ion binding. The record is from RefSeq and is a predicted model, not a curated record. Gene Ontology annotation, biological process: proteolysis.